Messenger RNA from Cottoperca gobio, 6439 nucleotides. It is a transcript of the gene chst11, whose product is annotated as carbohydrate (chondroitin 4) sulfotransferase 11. Bases 1 to 972 code for a protein of 323 amino acids. Gene Ontology annotation, biological process: carbohydrate biosynthetic process; proteoglycan biosynthetic process. Gene Ontology annotation, molecular function: sulfotransferase activity. Lineage: Eukaryota; Metazoa; Chordata; Actinopteri; Perciformes; Bovichtidae. The record is from RefSeq and is a predicted model, not a curated record. The transcript is spliced from 3 exons. Gene Ontology annotation, cellular component: membrane.
AUGGCGGCGCAGAGCCUGCUUAGCUCAAAGAGUCCUCUCAUGUCCCUCCAAACGGUUACCUGUUGUUUCAGUUUCACAGCAACGUCUCUCCCUCUCUCUUCUUCUCUACCUGAACAGCCGGAGUUGUCUGGAGCAGCUGUCCUGCACCAGACGCGGAGGGAUCAGGUGGUGGAUGCCUGUCGAGUCUACAGUGCGUCCAGCCGUAAGCGCAGAGUCCUGACACCCGGAGACCUCAAACACCUCGUAGUGGACGAGGAUCAUGAGCUCAUCUACUGCUACGUGCCCAAGGUGGCCUGCACCAACUGGAAACGCGUCAUGAUGGUGCUGACGGGCCGGGGAAAAUACAGUGACCCGAUGGAAAUCCCUUCCAAUGAAGCCCACAUUCCUUCCAACCUGAAGACGCUGAACCAGUACAGUAUUGCUGAGAUCAACCACCGCCUCAAGAACUACCUCAAGUUCCUCUUCGUCCGCGAGCCCUUCGAGAGGCUGGUCUCCGCAUACCGCAACAAGUUCACCCUCAAGUACAACUCGUCCUUUCACAAGCGCUUCGGCACCCGCAUCAUCCGCCGCUACCGCAAGAACGCCACGCAGGACGCCCUGCUCAACGGUGCUGAUGUCAAAUUCAAAGAAUUCGCUGAAUACCUGGUGGACCCAGCCACUCAGCGCGAUGGCCCACUCAACGAGCACUGGCAGACCGUCUACCAGCUUUGUCACCCAUGUCACAUCCACUACGACAUGGUGGGCAAGUACGACACACUGGAAGAGGACGCUAACUACGUGUUGCGGCUGGUUGGUGUUGGCGACUCCUUGCACUUCCCCAGCUACGCCAAGUCUACGCGCACCACGGAUGCAAUGACGGCCCAGUUCUUCAGCAAUAUCAGCACUCAGCAGCAGAUCCAACUCUACCAGCUUUACAAGUUGGACUUCCUCAUGUUCAACUACUCCACACCCAGCUACCUCCGGCUGGACUAAUGGAGGACAGAGCUGGGACUCUGAGAACGGCUAUCUUGUUUAAGGAGAGGCAACAAAAUGAGUGGAGGGAUUUUUUGGAGGAAAACUUGAUUUUUUAAAAACUGUCGUCGUAACUUGCAGGCGUGGGGUCUGAAUUAGACAUAUAAACAGGUGCUGAGAGAAAGAAAGGUAAUGCGUGAUUGUCUGGGCAUGACGGGGUGGAAGUCCAAUCGACUCUGUGCGAUACAGAGAGCACUGAUUGGAUGAGAAUGUGGGCUAAAUGGACCAAAUGCAUGCAAAGACUUAAAUGUGUGGGUGAAGCAGGUCUUCAAGGUGUUUUAAAAGGGGAACCCAUCCUCAGAGGACGGACUUGAAGAGGGAUUCUCCUGAUGAUGUCCCCUACAUGUUUAAACAAACUGCUGACAAAUUAGGCUGCUUCAGAUUCUACAAAGCAAACAGUGGCCUCGCACGCGCCCUGACCCCAACGCAUUGUGGGAGCUAAGCUUAUCUCCCCCCUCCCCCUGAUCAAUAGAGAUACUCCGUCAAAUUGUAAAACACAAUCCAUGUCCUUCGCUGCACUGUCGGUGCGGUGUGUGACUCUUGCCCUCAUUAGAUUCAUACAUUUCAGAGGUAAACCGGCUCAUCCCCGCCUGAAGGACGCCCUGUAAUAGAUGGCUUUACUCUCAAGACCUCUGCAACUGGAACUAUGGCGACUUGGCCUUCAGACAACACAAGGUGUCACUGGCCUCCAUCAUUAGGAUGUUGGCAGAAGGGACCUGUUGUUACUCCUUAAGGAGACUCCUGCUGCAGCAGCAAAGGGUGGAAGUGCUUGAUAAAUCAUUUCCUGUAAUACCAAACAUCCUUAACACUUUGAGCUACAGGACAUGAAAGGUGCAGGAUGCUCUCACAUGAUUGGGCGCUCCAGCCGUGACAAGUCAGAGCUCAAAGAAAAGAGAGCUGUGGUGGUGAAAGGGUUAAAGGCAUCUCGUACCUCCGCCCAGGGGCUCAGUGGACACGCCCACAGAGCCCCUGUUCAGACGACCAAACAUGUCUUUCACUAAAUUAAGAUUAUGCUUUUGUUUCCUUGCUUGUGUUUAUUUUAUUGUCUUAUGAAGCAUUGCUGCGAGCAGCAAUUACAAAAGAUUAUUUAAUUUGCUUUGUUGAUUAAAGACAGAAAGAUGUCAUUGUUUCUUUUCUGGGCUGAUGAACAUUUUAGGACAUUUUCUAAAGUUAAACUGUUGUUAAUGUCUUGUCAUGUUGCUUUCUUCACAACUUGCCUCUGAUACAUUAUUAGUACUCUGCAGCAUUUUAAUUUUUGAAGGCUUUGCGGUACAUUACAGCCCACGGCUUUGUCCUUCUAUGUCUGAAAUCAUCAGAGAUUUAUGAGUCCUUUUUCAUUUCCUGUUGUCAAAUAUUUGGUGCCAAAAAGGCUGCGAGAGCCUCAGAGAUCCACGCUCGUGUUCAGUGCACAUGAGUGAUGCCUCCUCGACCACAACACGAGACGAGCUGCUGCUCUCACUGAACAACAAUCUACUGCCCACAGAAUCAGAGACUGUAUCUCACGCUGUUAUGUGAUUAAUGUUAGCGAUGCUAAGCAAUGUCAAGGUUAAUAACUUCACUCGCUAUUACGCUGUGGAGUGGAUUAUAAGCGCUAUACAGGAGGGAGAGAGAGAGAGGGAGUCAUUUCGGUUUUUAUAUCUCGUUGUAAAUUCUAAACCCCUCCAGCUUCAAAGUAAAAGAGAUAUUUUUUGGGUAAAGUUGCAUCUCUUUGUUACACUUGACUGAACCAGAAAUAAUAUUUUCUUAUGCCGUCAGUUAGUCUAAGUUUGAUAAAGCGCUAUUUGUAAAGCAAACGUCGGGGCUUUUAUUCAUGUAGUUAUUGGAAGCGUCACCAGCUUCAGUUGAGAUGAUGCUGUGAGAAAUAGCCAAACGGUAAAGCAGGUGUUCCAUUAAUGGGGACUUUAUGUGGGAAUAUGCACGAUAUCAACUGACAUGAUGAAGUAAAUGUCAGAAUCUAGUAUUAAGACUUACAUUUUUUGUGCUUACAUGGCAAAAAAGCGGGAAAUUGUCGCGGGCGCAAGACCUUCAGGGGUCCCACACAGCCAAGCCACUGGGCGGGAAUUAAUUUGUUAUGCAACAGAACAUCUUCCAGGACGGACGACGUGCAUCAGUGCUGUGUGUACACAGUGGGCUAAAGGAGCAACAGAAUGACUCUAUAAAGAGACAGAAUUAUGAUUUCAGGUAAAUCGAGUACAUCAUUUACAUUAUGAUGUGGAGUCUUGUUUUAAGACCUUCAUUUGUUCAGCUGAAACAUAUUGCACAUCCUUAAAUCAAUGUGUAGCUGUCUGUAGUAAAAAUAAUGUGAAUAAUUUACAGCUUUUUACUGGACAGUUUACGUUUUUACUUUCAAAUUAUUGGAUAGGUAAAGUGCACUGGACUAUAAAGUUUUGUCUGGUGAGUGAAAUGUCAGCAUAACUAAGUGUGACGACCAAUCUUACUUUAUAAAUACUUUAUAAUUUCCUUCAGGACGCGGAAACGUUAGCUGCAAGCCCUGGUAUUAUUACCGUAGUGUGCACACAUGGCAGUGUGAGGGGGGGGUGAUGAGAGAACAGCUCUUUGUUUUGUUACCCCCACGCAGACAUCUGGCUCUAAUAAAGGAGAACAGCUACCGGCCUGGCCCACAGCCCUGGCCGCUGUGCACAAACAAUGGCUGUAUUCUCAGCACGGCCUCCUCCUGGGUCAGACGCAUACAAAUACACACUCAGCUCACACAUUAGCUCUCCUGCUGAUGUUGAUGCCACGCAGCAUCUUACUCAGCAGUUUCAGAGGCACGGGCGGGCAUCACCUCUCCACUUUCACACACCGAAUGAGCUUAAACUGCUCAUUUAGCCUCCAGAAUGGAAGACGAACGAUACACAAAGGACCUCUUAGGCUGCAAACAAGUCGGUGCAGAAGCCUCUCUUCUGCUCACUUCCUUCUCUUCCAUCCAACUCGGAAAACUUGCCUCCUGUAUAAAAGUCGGUGUCGAUGAUCCGUCCCGUUGGGUAAAGGUCAGCCUGCUUAAACACACUGCGCCUGUAAAAUAUCCCCACAGUGAACCUACGAGCCCGGAGAGGCCCGGCGGACUUUCUGCCUCAAACAAACAGACGCAUUUCUUCAGUGUGCCUGUGCACGGCCAGCUGUCUCUGCAGGAGUGUUUAUAUUCACAACAACACAUGUAUUUAUGCUGUUUUUGAACGAUGUCUAUUAUUUGACUGAAUUGAAAGGAACACAGGAAGGUUUCUUAACAUAACUGAGGAGCUGAUGUGAUUUGUGCUUAUAUUCUUAUUUUAUUAUUUAUGCACACAAUUACACAUUUAUACACAGUAAAGUGUCAUAGUAGGUAGAGAUCGGUUUAGGAAAUAUGCUUAUUUCUCAUAUGCCAAAUUCAGUGAUGCUCCAGGCGCAGGCAGCUAGCGCCGCUGUGAGGUCGAACUUUAAGUUAAAUAAUGACGGCAGCAUAUUAACACGCUCACACAAUGUUAAAAUAUUGAUGCGUAGCAGGAUGCAUGUAGCUUAGGGUAUUAGCAUGCUAACCUUUGUUGAUUAGCACAAGUGUUGGGCAGUCAUUAUGCUAAGCUAAGCUAGUGGCUGCUAGCUGUGUGGUAUCAAUCUCCUCAUCUGACUCUAAGCAAGGAAUCAAAUAAGUGUCAGACUGCUCCUUUAUUUAACUAUUAUUUUUGUUCCUUUUUGGCACCAAAAAACAUUUGAAAUAUAAAACAUGAUCAUAUCUCCUGAGCACAGAGGGACAAAGCCAGUUCUCUCCUUCUCUGCCUGUUUCUUUUACAUAUCUUCAGCCCCAUGCAGGAUGUUGUUGUACAGUGUAGACAUGAUGUAAUUCAUUCUGCUGUUGUUUUUGAGCUGUCAUGUUCACCUCACACUUCAUACUCACACACACACACAGCGACUAUUCAUUCCUUUUAGUGGAGUUUAAAUCCCCGACUCCAGCGUCUGCCAGCAGCUUCUUCUAUGCUGCAUCACAUACUGUACUUGUGUUUACAUUUUGGAUUUGCUGGAUUACUUUAUGGCACGAAAGAGGGAUUUUUAUUUUACGGUGCAACACUUUAUUCAAGCUUCACUGAACUAAAAUACAACAGAGUGGACAAAGAACCACUUCUCAACACAAAGCACGUUCAGUUUGAGGCAAUGCAACACAUACAGUAAGAGAACUCUACACACACACACUGCUGUAUCACAGAGCACCUGCAGAGUCCCAUGUGACUGCACCAGAGAGAAACUGCUGCCUCCUGAGGCUCACAGGUCGUGUUCACACACCAAUGUGGAGAAAUCUAAAUCUGUUUUUCUUCUCGUUUUAGUGAUGAUGGAGAUUCUCCAAAAUCCUUUAGUGUAAUUAUCAUGUGAUCCCUUUUACACUCUGUAAACAAACACUUACUCUGUAAAAGCACGUUAAUAAUCCUGCUUAAAAUAUUUAAUUUAUUACAAAUGGGGCCUCAUCGGUCAGUUAUGUUAACACUGUAGCCACCAAAAGAAACUGCUGACAUCGUUGUAAUGUCAGUAAUAAUCUCUGAUUGAACAGAAAACUGUGCGUGUGCUCGGGAUACUAACAACAAGACGGUCAUGGAGAAUUUCCAUCAGAAUAAUCGUGAAUAUUCUCACUCGAGUGACUUUAAAAAGCUGUCGAUCUGUGUGAAAUAAAUUAUGUUUGGCAGUAAUUUUUCUACAAAGUGAUCUGCUGAACUGUUUGUACACGGGGAAAGUGUGAAGAACAUAUCCGACACAUAUAAAUAAUUUUCUUUGAUGAAUCGGUGAAUGACUGAAUGAAUCACAGUUUAGCAGCAUUUGUUAAAUGUGUCCCCGUUAGCCGUGGCCCCCGCGGUCCUGCCAUGUUUGUUGCCCUGACAUCGUGUGCUUCAGAGAUCACACACACCCUGCGUGUUCAGAUGGUGUGUGUGUGUGUGUGAUGUUGUAACCUGUACAGAAAUGUGUGUGUGACCUCUUAAAUCAGCCGUGUCUGUAACUGAAUUUAUACCAUGUCAUCAGCAUUUUUCACCAUCGUGUGUGUAUCAGAGUGUCUCAUAAUGGCUGUGUGUGUGUGUGUGUGUGUGUGUGUGUGUGUGUGUGUGUGUGUGUGUGUGUGUGUGUGUGUGGACACUCUGUGCCGAACCCACUCUGCCUUAGAGGGAACGUCUCCGAAGGGAAGACGAGGCUCUCGUUCAAACGGGCGCCACUUAUUUAUUUAUUUAUUCUCAUACUACUUUCUCCCAAUUACCAUGGCAACACACCUAACCUCUCUGUAGCUCUCGUUUCCUCGACAGCAUCUCUCCGUGCUGUUGUACUCCGUUCGUUUUCAGGCGCACUCACUGAAACCAUGAAUAAUUGACUGUGUGCUGUACACUGAGUGUGGUAGAGUGGUGUUGUUGAUGCUCCAGCAGCACGACCUGCGGUUCAUCUGUCUGAUGUUUUCACAAUAAAACAACACUGAAACUCC